Messenger RNA from Mytilus californianus (California mussel), 2286 nucleotides. Its product is annotated as polycystic kidney disease protein 1-like 2. NCBI's taxonomy places the organism in Eukaryota, Metazoa, Mollusca, Bivalvia, Mytilida, Mytilidae. The transcript is spliced from 8 exons. The coding region runs from base 1 to 2286 and encodes 761 amino acids. Gene Ontology annotation, molecular function: protein binding. The record is from RefSeq and is a predicted model, not a curated record.
AUGAAUUUAGUAGUUGGAGUUUCCAAAUUAAAUAACUCAACAAACACUUCAACAGAUAUAAGCACUUCAAGGAAAGUUGGUAACAAAACCGUCACUAGUUCCUUCAAACUACCACCAGAAAUAAAAGAACAACUUAAAGAAGCUAGUAAGAAUGGAUUUAAAUUUCAGCUUACGACAGAUGGUCCACAGUACAAUAUAUCAGUAAACUUUGCAAUGGAUUUUCAUAAAAAGGUUACUCUGUCAGAUGCAGAAAAUGGGACGCUCAUGGAUAAUUCACAAACAACAUUUCUAUACGACCCUCAAAAGAAAUCGCUCUACUGGAGUUUAGGAGUAAUCAUCAAUGAAAGAAGCUAUGGGAAUGUUAGUCAGAAUAUAUCUGUCAGAAUUUCCUCAACUGCCAUUAAUUGUCGAUAUUGGAAUAACACUGUCGGAAAAUGGUCACUAAAGGGAUGUAAGGUUUCACCUGUUUCAUCAAGCGAUAAAUUACAGUGUGAAUGUGAUCAUCUUACGGAUUUUGCUGGAGGACUUUUCGUAUUACCUAAUAUUGUGGAUCCAUUUCAAGAUGCCUUACUAUUUCUGACGUUCUUUGAGAACCCAGUUGUAGUUACCGUAGUGAUAUUGGUCUGGUUGAUAUAUUUUGUGGGUCUUUACAGGGCAAGACAAGCAGAUCGUAGGGAUUCAUAUUUUGAUGGUAUAGUGACACCUUUUCCAAGUGAUCCCUCAGACCCGUUUAAGUAUGUCAUGUGCAUUGUCACUGGAUGGCGGUAUGAAGCUAGAACUACAGCAAAUGUUUCAUGCUACAUAAAAGGCAACACUGGACAAAGUGCAAGGCAUUGUUUAACUAGGACCUCAUCACCGCAGGUUUUGUUUACAUCCGGUGGUGAAGACUGGUUUCUAAUUACUUCUUCCUACGAUAUAGGAGACAUGGUGAAUGUAAUUAUUUGGCACGACAACAGUGGUUCCUCGCCAUCAUGGUUUCUUUCGAGAAUAAUAAUACAAGACUUGCAAACUAAGAAAGUAUUUACUUUCUACUACGAUAAUUGGCUAGGAAUGCAAAGUGGUACUGCCAAAGUUUGUUUGUCAAUCAAGUCAGGUUACGAAUUAAAGCAACAAUUUUUCCUUAGAACGAGUCAAGAUUUACGUAGAGGGCAUUUGUGGAUCAGUAUAAUUUCAAAACCACCAUGUAGUGAUUUUACGAGGGCUCAAAGAUUAUCAUGCGCAUUAUCUUUAUUGUUUUGUACAAUGUUGUCCUGUCUAAUGUUUCAUGGAAUUCCUACUGACGAAACGAUUAGUUCUGAUGUAGCCAGUAUUCAAUUUGAAUUUUCUCUGAAAGACUUUAUCAUUGGUUUGGAAAGUAGUAUAAUAAUGUUUCCUAUAAACUUUGCAAUCAUUGAACUUUUUGUUCGAUCGAAAACAAAACAGCUACAUAAAGAACGAUAUAUGGAAAUUGAUGUAAACUGUCCAAAGGCAAGUGAUGAAAAAGGAUCAGAUAAAAGAGAAAGUGAAACUGUGGCUGUAAAACGAUGGAUGUUUCCAUGGUGGGUUAUAUAUAUUGCAUGGACCACAACUAUUUUGACAUCUUUGACUUCAUCAUAUUUUGUUAUGCUGUACGGAUUAAAAUAUGGCUACUAUGAAAGUUUGAAUUGGCUGGUGUCUUUUCUUACAGCAUUUGUUGAUGAUGUCUUUUUAAUGGAACCUAUGAGUGUUGUGUUUUUUGCCAUGUUGUUUACAUUUAUAUUGAAACGGGAAGUCAAAAUUGAUUCUGCUCCAGCCUUGAUUGUACACAAACCAGAAAACAGCUGUAAAUUUCCAGAUAAGUUAAAGAAACUAUUUGGCUUUGACAAUCUUGGCAUGGAAUGUACGUCUUCUUUGAACACGAUAAAUGAUGACAAUGACAAUUACAACAAGUCCUGGCAGAUUCAGUCACAACGGGUAUCAUCCACUGAUGAAUGGACCUACCAAAAUGCUUGGGACUUAGAGUCUGUACCAUAUCUAGGCGAGCGUGCAAUAUAUGGUGGGGGUGGCUAUUUGGUUGACAUGAACGCAGGUCCUUCAGCUGUUUUAAAGAUUUCAGAGUUAAUGCUUAAGUCAUGGAUUGACAAAAGAACAAGAGCUGUCUUUAUAGAAUUCGUGUUGUAUAAUCCUAAUGUUAACAUGUAUAGUUCAGUUAUGAUCGUUUUUGAGUAUAGCAACCCAGGUACACUAACGAAAUCAUUUCAGAUAUAUACAACACCUUUAUCCCACUACUCCACUAGUAAAGAAAUUACCAGCAUAGAUGGCUUUUGA